Molecule: messenger RNA, 399 nt
Organism: Lontra canadensis (Northern American river otter)
Lineage: Eukaryota; Metazoa; Chordata; Mammalia; Carnivora; Mustelidae
Product: small ubiquitin-related modifier 2-like
Exons: 2
Coding region: 1-339 (112 amino acids)
Biological process (GO): protein sumoylation
Cellular component (GO): nucleus
Molecular function (GO): protein tag activity; ubiquitin-like protein ligase binding
Source: RefSeq, a predicted model, not a curated record
AUGGCUGAUUCCGAAGCUGGGGCUGGAAAAUGUAAGCUAAUAAGCCCAGACAUCUCGCUGGGACCACUGAAAAGCCCAAGGAAUGGAGUCAAGACUGAGAACAACAAUCCUAUUAACUUCAAGGUGACAAGGCAGGAUAGUUCUGUAGCGCAGUUUAAAAGGCACACACCACCACUCAGUAAACUCGUGAAAGCCCAUUGUCAACGACAGGGUUUGCCUAUGCAGAUCAGGUUCCGAUCUGAUAGGCAGCCAAUCUAUGAGAGAGACACACCUGCACAGUUGGAAAUGGAGGAUGAAGAUACAACUGAUGUAUUCCAGCAGCAGACAGGUGUCUACUAAGAAGGGAAUGUGCUACUUUACUCUAAAACUCUGUUCCUGGGCACCUAGAUGGCUCAGAUG